AUGCCCAAAUCUAUGGUGUCCUUCACCGAUGUGGGCGACUAUGACGAACCCGCUCGGUCCUCCGCCCAACAAUCUUCCACCACGCCCUCUUCUCCAGAGCAUCACAGAAGAACAGGCACAACCUCGCUAUCUUCCAGCGAGUUGAGAUCCAGACUCCCCGCCUCACUCCUCAUGACCCAUUCAGCUAACGAGCACACUGGCCUGCUCGGUCCAGGACAUGACUCCGUCAGAAAAUACGGCGAAAGCAUGCCUGUCUCCCCUCGGUCCAGACAACUCUCAAGGGUCAACAGCUCCUCGGGCAGCUUACGGAGAAGGAGGUUUAGCAGUACACGGCCCUCUGGCAAUACGAGCCCUGUCUGGCACAGACCUUCUGGCCUGCGUACUCCCAAACUCUCCCAGCUCCUUCUCGGCACUCUCUCCAAGGAGGACAGGCUCUGGUACGAUCAGUUCACUUCCACUGAUUGGGUGCAUGACAGCAUUGCAGAUGGCUAUCGAGUCUUGGAGUUGAAGAAGAUGAAAGGCCUGCGAGGCCGUCUGGCUCUUUUGCUCGAUUCUGCCCAGGGAUGGAUCCUCGUCGCCAUCAUCGGUGUCUUGACCGCACUCAUAGCCUACUUUGUUGAUGUCACCGAGUCCACCAUCUUCGAUCUCAAACGGGGCUUUUGCAAAGACGCCUGGUACCUCUCCAGAGUUGACUGCUGCGCUGGUGAACGCACGUGUCAUAGCUGGCAGAGCUGGUCUCAAGUCAUCCAUCAUCCUGCCGUCGAAGAUUCUUCUGUCGAGUACUUGGUUUUUAUCAUUGGCUCCAUGGCCCUAGCAGCACUGUCUUGCUUUCUCACCCUCUAUUCAAAAACCGUUGUUCCUUCACAGAUCGCUGCUACCUUUGACGAGGACUUGGCUGCUGUUAAAACAAAUAUUUCUCAUGAAUCAGAUGAGGAUAAAGGUGCUGCGAAGCCAGUCGCAGACCAGAACUUGUUGCCGGCCAACAUUUACUACUCUGCCGCCGGAAGUGGUGUUGCCGAAGUCAAGGUCAUCCUGAGUGGCUUUGUCUUGCACGGCUACCUCGGUCUGAAAGUCUUGGUCAUCAAGACCAUCGCUCUAAUUUUGAGCGUAGCUUCGGGUAUGAGCUUGGGCAAGGAAGGCCCCUAUGUUCAUGUUGCCACUUGUAUCGGCAAUAUUGCUUGCAGAAUGUUCUCCAAGUAUAACCUGAAUGAUGGCAAGAGGAGGGAGGUCCUCUCCGCCAGUGCUGCCAGCGGUGUUGCUGUGGCCUUUGGCUCACCCCUGGGUGGGGUCCUCUUCAGCUUGGAAGAGGUCAGCUAUUAUUUCCCCCCUAAGACGUUGUUUCGUACCUUUUUCUGUUGCAUAGCCGCGGCGCUGUCUUUGAAAUUCCUCAAUCCUUACGGCACAUCCAAAAUCGUCCUAUUUGAGGUACGCUAUGUCACAGAUUGGCGCUUUUUCGAGCUUUUCAACUUUGCAUUCUUAGGCUUUGCUGGUGGACUUAUGGGUGCGUUGUUCAUCAAGGCAUCUCGCUUCUGGGCUACGACUUUUCGUCGAAUACGGGUCGUCAAAGCAUAUCCCAUGCUGGAGGUUUUACUCGUUGCAUUUGUAACAGGCCUCAUCAGUUUCUGGAAUCGAUACACUCGACUUGCCGUUACCGAACUCUUAUUUGAACUUGCCAGUCCUUGCAAUAAUCAGACAAAUACUGGCUUAUGUCCAGCAGAAGACGACAUCCCAGCCGUCAUCGGCUAUCUCAGCGUGGCUUUCGUCAUCAAGGCUCUCCUGACAACAAUUACAUUUGGCAUCAAAGUCCCCGCGGGUAUUUAUGUCCCUUCUAUGGUUGUUGGUGGCUUGAUGGGACGAAUCGUCGGUCACAUUACACAAUAUCUCGUGGUCAGAUUCCCGGAAUUCUUCCUGUGGGGAGAAUGUCAAUUGUCCGAUGAUAUGGAGGCAUGCGUCACCCCCGGAGUUUAUGCUUUGGUAGCCGCUGGGGCGACGAUGUGUGGGGUCACUCGCUUGUCUGUAACCUUGGCCGUCAUUCUAUUCGAGCUGACUGGAAGUCUGAAUCAUGUCUUACCCUUUUCUCUCGGUGUCCUCUGCGCCAAAUGGACGGCUGAUGCUGUCGAGCCAUUGAGUAUCUACGAUCUUCUGACCGACAUGAACUCAUAUCCUUUCCUCGACAAUAAGUCCAGUCCGGUAUUCGACUCGGAGUUAGGUGACAUCACACCACGCGUCCGCCGGGACAAAAUCAUUGACAUUUCCCUCGCCCCAACUGUCAGAGCAACAGACCUUCGCACCAAACUCCGACGUCUCCAAAAUCUUGGGGAGCUCGAUGGCGGCCUUCCAGUCAUUCGGGACAAAAUCCUCGUUGGGCUCAUCCCCGCACCAGACCUUGAAUUCGCACUGGACAGGAUCGAGAAUGAAAACACGGCGAUGUGCAUGCUCUCUGGGUCCGAGCAUGCCCAUGCCGCACAUCACAAUUAUUGGGCGGCAUUCGAUGAUCGCGGCUAUGACUCGGGUCGUGAGGAAUCUGGGAGUGAUGAACAAAGGGACACUGAAGAUAGUCCCGUUGAUCUCACGCCGUAUAUCGAUCCAGCGCCAAUGGCGUUGGAUACGCACAGCCCAAUGGACCUGGUGUAUCAGUGUUUCGUCAAGCUUGGUCUCAGGUAUAUAUGUGUCCUUCAGGAGGGCGAGUAUAGAGGUAUGGUCCACAAGAAAGCUUUCGUCCGUUAUAUCAAGACUCUUGAGCAUGAAGGUCGUUAUCGAUAG
Messenger RNA from Exophiala aquamarina CBS 119918, 2763 nucleotides. Its product is annotated as chloride channel, other eukaryote. Lineage: Eukaryota; Fungi; Ascomycota; Eurotiomycetes; Chaetothyriales; Herpotrichiellaceae. Gene Ontology annotation, cellular component: Golgi apparatus; membrane; early endosome. The transcript has a single exon. The record is from RefSeq and is a predicted model, not a curated record. Gene Ontology annotation, molecular function: voltage-gated chloride channel activity. Bases 1 to 2763 code for a protein of 920 amino acids. Gene Ontology annotation, biological process: transmembrane transport; chloride transport.